This is a messenger RNA of Prorocentrum cordatum, 588 nucleotides long. NCBI's taxonomy places the organism in Eukaryota, Dinophyceae, Prorocentrales, Prorocentraceae. The record is from the annotation of a GenBank genome assembly.
GGCCAGCCGGCGCGCCGACCCGCGCGCGCGCGCCCUCCGCCCCGCGGGGGGGGGGGCGGGCGGCCGGGGCGCGCCAUGGACGUCCGCGCGCAGGAGGCCGUCAACGGCACGCGGAUGUCCUGGAACGUGUGGCCGAGCACGAGGCUGGACGCCACCCGGAUCGUCGUGCCGCUGGGGUGCCUCUACACGCCGUUGAAGGCGAUAGAGAACCUCUCCCUCGUGGAGUAUGAGCCGAUCAUAUGCAGGUCCCGGGACUGUGGUGCGGUGCUCAACCCGUAUUGCUUCGUCGGGGCCGGCGGAUUUUCACUCGAAGACAUGGGGAUGCCCGUUCUGUUUGCAACGCAACCCGUUCCCGCCCCACUACGCGGAGCACAUCACUGAGACCAAUCUCCCAGCGGAGCUGCACCAGAUGUGCACCACCAUCGAGUACAUCAUUCCGCAGGCUGUCUGCCAGCCUCCAGUGUUUUUGUUUGUGCUGGACAUCGCGUUGAUCGAAGAGGAGCUUGAACAGGCGAAGGACUCGCUGCAGCAGUGCCUGGCGGUCAUGCCGCAGAACGCCCUGGUCGGCUUCAUCACCUUCGGCGCGAU